AUGUUUACGAUUCCCUCAACAACCUCUUCAAAUCCUUCCGAUUUCAUUCCACAGUCACAACUCUCGGAAAGUCAACGUCUUAGCUUGCCAAACAAAUCAAAACCUUCGCAAAUCCUCACCAACGAGCUUGGCAGUAGCAGAGGAACGAGUCCCCCAAAAGGUGUUCCUCGCAAAUUACCAAGCAAAGAUUUGAAGAAGAAAAUCGCUAUUGUUUCCUUUUUAGGAGCUCUUGGAUUUUUCUUAUCUACAAGGGUUCACUUCUUUGGUGUUCCUUCGAAGGAUCACUGUGCCCAUGCAUUACCGUCCGAAGAGGUUCAGCACAACGGGAAGGCCACCUUGGUGGAGUUUGAUGCAGAAUUGUUUGAAGUAGGUGGGAAUUAG
Molecule: messenger RNA, 381 nt
Organism: Sphenostylis stenocarpa
Lineage: Eukaryota; Viridiplantae; Streptophyta; Magnoliopsida; Fabales; Fabaceae
Source: the annotation of a GenBank genome assembly